Messenger RNA from Copidosoma floridanum, 2751 nucleotides. RefSeq names its product glycoprotein 3-alpha-L-fucosyltransferase A (gene FucTA). Gene Ontology annotation, molecular function: fucosyltransferase activity. Lineage: Eukaryota; Metazoa; Arthropoda; Insecta; Hymenoptera; Encyrtidae. The record is from RefSeq and is a predicted model, not a curated record. Gene Ontology annotation, cellular component: membrane.
AUGGCUCGUCCUCGCGUGUCGGUCAAGCGAUGCUUCCUCUACGCCGUCUGUUUCACCGGCACUCUGCUCGUCCUCGUCAACGUGCGCCAGAUGGAAAUGUGGCACGCCGCCGUCACUCGACCCGGGGAACAGACGCAAACUGCCCGAGGAUCCCCCGGAGACACCGCCAAGAUAUCAAAUACCACGGGAGCGUCAAACGCCAUCGGCGGAGCGGUAGAGCUGAGGGAGCCGUCGAAACGACCCUGGUACAUGACAGGCGGACAAGUGCGACCACGGCCGGCGCCGGUGUUUAAGCGCACUGGCAGGAGGGUCGCGGUCAUCUGGCCCGAAGAAAGUCGGAUCGAUGAUCGCGUGACGAAUCAGCUGAUGUUCAUGCCACCGGGAUACAACAAAUCAAACGCGGACAUAAGGUUCAAGAGAAUUUACAUACCACACGGCAUGAACGAGGCGAAAAGUGGUCCCGACGUAUUCUUCCAGCAAGGCUGUCCGGUUAACACUUGCACGAUAACCCGGGAUAAUCCCAACGACGCGGAUUUGAUACUAUUUAAGGAUUAUGUGACGCACAUCGGCAAGAGAAAACCCAAUCAGGUGUGGAUGUUGUACUUUUUGGAAUGUCCCUACCACACGCAAAGCGUCAAAAACGCUCUAGUCAAUUGGACUGCCACUUAUCGUCGAGACAGUGACAUCGUCGCGCCCUACGAACGAUGGCAAUACUACAAUCCAAAGGUCACUCAGAUAGUGAGCAAUUUCAAUUACGCUGCCAACAAAACGAGGAAGGUCGCGUGGUUCGUCUCGAAUUGCCAUCCCCGCAAUCAGCGCAUGCAGUACGCCAAGGAGCUAGCCAAGCACAUUCAAGUGGACAUUUACGGGGCUUGCGGCACUUUGAGGUGCUCGAGGUCUCAGUCGCAGGCUUGCUUCGACAUGCUCGACAACGACUACAAGUUUUACCUCGCCUUUGAAAAUUCAAACUGCCGGGACUACAUCACGGAGAAGUUUUUCGUCAAUGGUUUAGGGCACAACAUCCUGCCGAUCGUAAUGGGCGCCCACCCGACGGAUUACGCCCGAAGUGCCCCGUACCGCUCGUACAUCCACGUGGACGAGUUCGAGUCACCGCGCGAGCUCGCCCAGUACCUGCACCGGCUCGACAAAGACGACGACCUGUACAACUCGUACUUCCACUGGAAGGGCACCGGCGAGUUCAUCAACACGUACUUCUGGUGCCGGGUGUGCGCCAUGCUGCACGACGACCAGCGCACCCGCAAGUAUUACAAGGACGUCAAUGAGUGGUGGCGCGGCGAGGGCGUCUGCGCGACCGACUCCUGGCGCGAACUCGAGCACCUCAGGAACACCUGAGAGCGGCUUCACGCUAACGAGACCAGCACGCGCACGGCCGAUGAUUACCGAUAGCGGUCGGCCAACCACUCCUCCUCGUCGCUGCUCGAUGAAGCGGUGGUAUUCGAGAUCCAGGCGUAGUGGAGCUGAGCGUGCGAGUCUCGUUAGGGUCGAGCUCUCGUUGCCAAAUGUCGUAUGCGCGUGACGCGGUGUUGGACUGGCCUGUGUUUUAAUUUUUUUUCUUUUCUACAGUGUACUCUCUUUCUGACAGUGGCCCGUUUUCAAAGUAUAUUCUAUACAUUUUUGACAACUGAUAAUUCAUGAGACUCGUUGAAACUCGUGAUAUUUGUCGGACUAAUGAGUUCUCAGAGUUCGAAAAUAUUUAGAAUAUUUAAUAAAAAAUAAAAACCACUAUACAAUUGAAAGCAGUGUUUCUUACGGAAAAGACUGUCCAGUAGAUAAUUCGUUUUGAGUUGAGAUUCUUCGUUUAUGCCAGAAAAUAAUCGCGGAUGUACAAAUAAAAUCACUUGAAAAAAACAAAAGAAGGUCCAUCAAAUAUUGAUUAGGAAAAUUUAAGCAAGUACUUUGGGUGUUCAACUGAAACGGAAAAUAUCAUUUAUCAGAUAAUGUUUGGGACUAUGAGUUGAAUAAACCGUUUUCUAUUAUGUAUCGUACCUAGUGCAUGGACGAUGAAAAUUGUUACGCCAAAAUAACCAGGACACAAUAACUAAAGCUCAAUAUACAUAGAGUCUGUGAACUUUUAACGAGCACAAAAAUGUUGUACGCAUUUAAUCCCCCGAAUAAUCAAAGUAAAAAACGACAAAGAAAUUUUAAAUACGACACAAAAAAAGUUUCAUGUUUUCAACCCUCUGAAUACGAAGAAACUUGAUAUGUUUAUACAUUUUUGAUACACUGAGUGAUGAGUAUCGUGACUUACUUUUACAUUUUUUUAAAUCCAUCCUCAUUGCAUGCAUUUGAAGGUAUACCUCAUCGCAAAAAAAAAAAAAUAAUAAUAAUAAUAAUAAUAAAUAUAGUACGAACAUGAAACUGACGAAAUCAUUUCAUAAAACCAUUAAGUAAAGUCAAGUCCAGAAAACUCGUAUACUACAAUAAAAAUAUCUAAAUGAUCAGAGUGUUCAUAACGUAAAGUUUUAAAGGAAUUUUCAUUAGCGUGUGUACGAAGGCAUGCAUCAGUUACUAUAGUUCCUAGAGUAUAUUUUAUAAGCCUGCCGUUAUGUGAUGACAAUUAGAAUCGGAACUGAAACGACGAAACAGUAAGGCAGAAUCAUUUAUAUGAUUUAACCCACGUAUUACCUAAUGGAAUCUGUGUUCUAGUGAGUUAACGGAGUCUAGUGUGCAAUACAAACGACAAACUACUUGUAACCACUUACCAACAAAGUAUUUCCUUGUAUUGAAUAA